Drosophila innubila is the source of this 2069-nucleotide messenger RNA. It is a transcript of the gene Sply, whose product is annotated as sphingosine-1-phosphate lyase. The coding region runs from base 167 to 1801 and encodes 544 amino acids. Gene Ontology annotation, molecular function: pyridoxal phosphate binding; sphinganine-1-phosphate aldolase activity. NCBI's taxonomy places the organism in Eukaryota, Metazoa, Arthropoda, Insecta, Diptera, Drosophilidae. The record is from RefSeq and is a predicted model, not a curated record. Gene Ontology annotation, cellular component: endoplasmic reticulum. Gene Ontology annotation, biological process: sphingolipid catabolic process; carboxylic acid metabolic process. The transcript is spliced from 6 exons.
CUGCAGGUCAACAGCUGUGCUGAGCGCUCAUUUGUUUAGAAAAUUUCUCUCGCUGAAAACACAAACAGGUGCCGUAAAUUUAUGCAAGUAUUAACGUAUUGUGCAUUUGUUUAACACACAAAGCGUUAUUAAUCAGUGCAACCGUUGUGCUCACUUCGUUAACAUAAUGCGUCCAUUCUCUGGAGAGGAAUGCGUCAAGCCCGUCACCGGGUGCAUUAAUCGCGCCUUUGGCAACAAGGAGCCCUGGCAGGUGGCCGCAAUCACAGCAACAACUGUCUUGGGCGGCGUUUGGAUCUGGACGGAGUUAACCAAGGAUGAAAGUCUUUACGUGCGCGGCAAGCGUCAGUUCUUUAAGCUGGCCAAGAAGCUGCCUCCCGUUCGUCGUCAGAUUGAGGCCGAAUUGGAUAAAGCGAAUAACGACUUCGAGUCGGAUAUUAAGAAGAGCAACCAGCAUCUGACAUACUCCUUGCGUCUGCCCGAGAAAGGUCUGAGCAACGAGCAGAUCUUGGGACUAGUCGACGAUCAUCUCAAGAAUGGUCACUACAGUUGGCGAGAUGGACAAGUCUCGGGCGCUGUAUACGGUUACAAGCCGGAGCUGGUAGAGCUUGUCACAGAGGUUUAUGGCAAGGCCUCGUAUACGAAUCCACUGCAUGCUGAUCUAUUCCCCGGCGUAUGCAAAAUGGAGGCUGAGGUGGUGCGCAUGGCCUGCACUCUGUUCCAUGGCAACAACGACUCUUGCGGCACUAUGACAACCGGAGGUACCGAGUCCAUUUGCAUGGCAAUGAAGGCCUACCGGGACUAUGCUCGCGAGCACAAGGGAAUCACCAAGCCCAACAUUGUUGUACCACGCACAGUGCAUGCAGCCUUCGAUAAGGGCGGUCAGUACUUCAAUAUACACGUUCGCUACGUCGAUGUCGAUCCCGAGACCUACGAGGUGGACAUGAAGAAGUUCAAGCGUGCCAUCAAUAGUAAUACCAUUCUGCUGGUGGGCUCUGCACCCAAUUUCCCGUAUGGCACUAUGGAUGACAUCCAAGCUAUUGCUGCAUUGGGUGUCAAGUAUGAUAUUCCUGUGCAUGUGGAUGCUUGUCUGGGCAGCUUUGUUGUCGCUCUAGUGCAUCAUGCUGGUUAUCAGGUGCGUCCCUUUGACUUUGCUGUUAAGGGCGUCACGAGUAUCUCUGCGGAUACGCAUAAAUAUGGCUUUGCACCGAAAGGCUCUUCGGUCAUAAUGUACUCGCAGAAGAAGUUCAAGGAUCAUCAGUUUACGGUCACAACUGAUUGGCCUGGUGGCGUUUACGGCUCACCAACCGUGAAUGGAUCCCGUGCUGGCGGUAUAAUUGCUGCCUGCUGGGCUACAAUGAUGAGUUUCGGCUAUGAAGGAUAUCUGGAGGCAACUAAACGCAUUAUCGACACAGCGCGCUAUAUCGAACGAGGCGCACGCCAAAUCGAUGGUCUCUUUAUCUUUGGCAAGCCAGCGACUUCAGUUAUUGCCUUCGGCUCAAAUGUGUUUGAUAUUUUCCGUCUUUCGGAUGCGCUCUGCAAACUGGGCUGGAGUCUAAACCCCUUGCAGUUCCCCUCUGGUAUUCACAUCUGCAUUACGGAUAUGCACACCCAACCUGGAGUAGCGGAUAAAUUCCUGAACGAUCUGCGUUCUUGCACUGCUGAAAUUAUGAAGGAUCCUGGACAGCCUGUGGUUGGCAAGUUCGCUCUUUAUGGCAUGGCCCAGAGUAUACCCGAUCGAUCGGUUAUUGGCGAAGUGACUCGUCUGUUCCUGCAUUCCAUGUACUAUACACCUCAAAAGUGAAUAACGUUCAUCGAAUGAUUCGCUAUAACGGCAAUAUAAACCACCAUUCAGGGAACUGCAUUCCUGAUGCAAUAUUCCAUCCCACGUAAACCGAAACCUUUUUAAUGUUAUUGUUCCCACUCUGAGUAUAUAUGUAUAUCAUGUUUUAUUGUCGCAUUUAUAGAAUUUUAUUAGUGAUUGUAAAUGAAAUUUAUUGAGAUCAAUCUACAUGUUAUAUAUUUGUCUAAAAAACUAAUUUAUGUCAAUUGUGAAGUGCUUAUAUUGUAUA